UAUUUACCUCUGGUGGUGAAGUGGCGUGCCUGUAAAGGUUGCAGUCUGCCACCUUGCUGAGCGCUUUUCAACUUACUUUCCUAUAUAAUUGUGUAACUUAGGGAGUUUCAGAGUUGAAUUGUGUUGUUUUCUUUUUGGCAGUGGCUGAGUGAGGGCAAGUGGCAACACGGGGGUGGCUCAGCGCGUCGCGUCUCGUCUCAGUCACUAUCAUAUCCUGGGCGAGCGUGGGGUGUUGUGGCAGGAAGUACGGUGCAGACAAGACACAGCCGCCAGCCGUGCAUUACUACCCUUCCAGAUAAAGGGAAGCAGCAGAGAGGCAAAACAGCUUGAAGAAAGGGUAGCAACACAGAGACAGGCAGCCUCAAGGAAGGCCAGCAAAACAGAGGUAGCAAUCCUCAGCCAUGGUUACCUCAAAGUAACACACGCCCCACAUCCCACCAUGGCAUCCAACCCACAUCACGACAUGGAGGAAAAUCUUGAGGCAAUUGAACACCAACCAACAGCGGAGCUGGUCAUUGCUGUAUGGGAAGGAGACGAGGCAGGAGUGAGGUCAGCACUUGACAGGGGUGCGCGGCCCGAGGUCACCGUCCCCACUAAGGCUGGGGUGUCAUGCAGUCUGCUGACUGUGGCUGCCAGCAAGGGCCACAACCACCUGCUACGUCACUUACUACAGGCGGGGUUAAGCAUAGAAGGUGGAGACACCACUGACAUGACACCGCUGAUGCUGGCUGCCCUGCGUGGCCACGCCCAUACAGUGAAGAUGCUGCUGGACCUCCGCGGUAACCCUCUGGCCAUGGAUAGUGACGGAUGGACAGCCCUACACUUUGCUGCAGGGUGGGGCCACCAGCAGUGUGUGGCAGUCCUCUUGCCCGUCACCCCUCCCACUCCUGCACACCUCGAGGUAUACACCCCGGUGCACGCCGCCAGUUAUCGUGGCCACGUGGAGGUACUGGAGCAGCUGGCAGGUGCUGGCUGGCCCCUCACCGCCAGGGACAGUGAUGGCAACACGCCAAUGCAUCAUGCUGUGGUCGGGGGUAGCGUGACAUGUGUGCAGUGGCUGGUGCAGCGAGGGGAAGACCUGAGCGUGCAAAAUAAUGCUGGACACACCCCACUUGACCAGGAGCUGGUCACUGCUGUAGAGGAAGGAGACGAGGCAGGAGUGAGGUCAGCACUUGACAGGGGUGCGCGGCCCGAGGUCACCGUCCCCACUAAGGCUGGGGUGUCAUGCAGUCUGCUGACUGUGGCUGCCAGCAAGGGCCACAACCACCUGCUACGUCACUUACUACAGGCGGGGUUAAGCAUAGAAGGUGGAGACACCACUGACAUGACACCGCUGAUGCUGGCUGCCCUGCGUGGCCACGCCCAUACAGUGAAGAUGCUGCUGGACCUCCGCGGUAACCCUCUGGCCAUGGAUAGUGACGGAUUGACAGCCCUACACUUUGCUGCAAUGGAGGGCCACCAGCAGUGUGUGGCGGUCCUCUUGCCUCUCACCCCUCCCACUCCCGCACACCUCGAGGCAGACACCCCGGUGCACGCCGCCAGUCAUUGUGGCCACGUGGAGGUACUGGAGCAGCUGGCAGGUGCUGGCUGGUCCCUCACCGCCAGGGACAGUCAUGGCAAUACACCCAUGCACCUCGCUGCGAUUGAGGGAUGUGCAGCAGUUGUGCAGUGGCUGGUGCAGAGAGGUUGUGACCCACACGUGCAAAUGAAGGAUGGACGCACCCCGCUGGAGUGUGCCGUGCAGCAUGGCCGCCACGAGGUGGAGAACUGGCUGGUUAAAAAUUGCAGCGGUGUUGUGAGGAGUAAGACUCUGUGUGUGGAGGAAGUGAUGGCGUGGCGGGUCGAGCAUGAACGCCUACACAACAAAAUCUUGUCCCUGCUGGUGGAGGGCAACGAGGCAGCCAUGGCCUGCAUCCCUGAGGUUUAUGAUGGUCACACGCUGAGCCAGGAUGGUCUGACGCCUCUCCACGCUGCGGCGUUGUGUGGGGCUCCCAGUGGUACUGUGGAGGCUUUGCUGCGACAAGGCGUGAGCCCUCAUGUGACCACCCCUGACAACAUGACCCCCGCUGACCUGGCACGGCAGCAAGGCCAUGACUCAGUGAUUAAGGGACUACAGUGCCAUCACUGUGUACAGAGUGGCAAGCUUCCUGAAGAACUGCAUGAGGAGCUGCUCUCAACAGUCAGUCGUUGGGACGAUGUGCAGGCGGUGUCCACCCUCCUGUGUAAAGGCGCUCCCAUAGAGCUCCUGGGUGGCCUUUCUGUCCUCAGACUGGCUGUCACCACCGACCGCAUAAACACCGUCAACCUGCUGCUGGCUAGCGGUGCACCGCUGCCUGCCAGCCUGCUGCAGGAGGCUUGGCAGAGCCCUGACGUGACUCACAGGGUGCUGGCCUUCCUCACUACCGCCUACUGCUGCCGACUGCGUGCAGAGCAGCGUCGCCUGGAAAAGGUCAGCAGCGCCCUUGUCGAGGGCAUCGACAAUCUAGUGAAAACCAUCGAGGGAAAUACUCCUUGGCAGACAGCCUGGCGAUGGGAAAAGGAGACUGACCGGCCAGCACUGAGCGACCUCCUGGCAAAGGCAGCGGCUGCCAACUGCCCUGUGACUGCCACCUUCCUGCAUAGGGCAGGAGGGUGGACAGUCUUUAAUGGAGCCUCUGGUGGCACUGCCCUCCACGCUGCCCUGGAGGCUGGCCACAAAGGCAUGGCCGAGCUGCUGAUCAGGGACCUUGGGAGUUGCCCGUACGUGCCAGACACACAUGGUCGUCUUCCAGUGCACAUGAUGCCCGACGAGGAGCAACAGAGGCUGGAGCAGAAGCUCUUUAUGGUGGAGCGUGAAAAACUAGAGAAUAUGGAGCUUUGCUUGAAGGCAGAUCACGAGAAGACCGCAGCACGGACAGCGCUGUGUAUACAGAAGGAUCUUUUUGAGAGCCACAAGAAGGGCGACGGUAAAAAUGUCUCCUCAUCUGAUGGCCGCGCUGCCCUGCUGCUGGCCUCGCGCAAGGGUCUCCUGCAGCUGACUCAUCUUAUACUGCAAGACGGUCACUUCCCCGUGGAUGAGGUGCUGGACGACACCUGUGGCACCACCGCCCUCCACCAGGCAGGCUCGCACGGCCAGGACGGCUGUGUGGCACUGCUGCUGAGCCACGGCGCCAACCCACAGCAGUGUGACAGAUAUGGCCAGACGCCCCGCCACCUGGCCGCCAUGUUUGGCCACAAAAGUACUUUUGAACUCCUGGAACACCAAGAGACACAGGACCCUCCUUGCCGCGCGGGCACCACGGCCACACAGGCGAGAGAAAAUUUUAAAGUGUUUCACAAUAUGUAUUAUAAAUAUAAGCAUAAUCUAUUAGGUAUACACGACCGUCAUAACCCCGAAAGCGUCAUAAGAAAUCUUGUGAAAUCCAUAGGCCUGCAAAAGCUGCACGAGGAGGCUCAGCGGGUGGCUGUGGACCUAUUAAAGGGAGAGGCCCUUGAGGUAAAGGAGGUGGUCAUGGCAGAAAUAAACAUCAUCAUGAAUAAGGUGUCAGCCACUGAUGCCACAUACCACGGUGACCUGAGGUUGGCGGGCAGUUCACGGGACGGGUCUAAGCUUUACGUCCCUGACGAAUUUGAUAUAAACCUCGUGAUUCACAAGGAUGACGUAGGAAUAACUGUUAGCGAGAGAGGGAAGGAGGAAGCCCUGCUGAAGGGCAGGUUACAGAUUUCUGUGAAGACUGACAAUCCCCACCUUGAGGGUAAUAGAUUUAUGGCCAGUUUGUACGAGAAGGUGCACCGGUGCCUUGCUGGCCAUACCCUGCAGGACAAAAGACUGAGCCUGGUGCCGCCGGGCCUGACCAGCACGCAAGUGGGCGUGGGACUCUCUCUGGCCUGGCAGGGGCGAGAGUAUCCACUGUUGCUGGUCAGCGUGGACCUGGUGCCAGUGCUUGAGGUGCCAUGGCUGGAGCAAGUUUCCAGACCUUUCCUCACUCCUGAGGAUACCACCACCAUGCAGCUCAGUAAUGCUGCAGAUGGAACAUGGCGCUGCAGCUUUGCCUUGACAGAGGCUAAGGUGCUGGGGACGUUGACACCCGCAGAGCGCCAGGUACAGCUGAUGGGAAAAGUACUUCUUUCCCGCCUCAAGCCCGAGCGCUGGAUGCCUCGGCACAAAAAGAGCUUUUACAAGUGGUUCGCCACACGAGAGUGGAACAUCGCAGUGCCAAGCGGGUUCUGUUUUAAGAACGCCCUCCUGCGGUGGCUGGAGCACAGGCGGUGGAGGGAGGUAGAGCUUGGGGCUGGACAGGAGCAGGACCACACCAAGGAGUUGGGGGCUGGACAGGAGAGGAACCAUGCCAAGGAGUUGGGGACUGGACAGGACCAGAACCAUACCAAGAAGUUGGGGGCUGGACAGGAGGGGAACCAUGCCAAGGAGUUGGGGGUUGCACAGGAGGGGAACCAUACAAAGGAGUUGGGGGCUGCACAAGAGAGGGACCAUGCCAAGGAGUUGGAGCAAGGGUGGGAGGGGGACCCUGCCAGAUGGCUGGUGGAGGUGUUCAGAUUGAUGUGUGCGAACCCAGAAGAGUCACGAAAGCACCUGACAACUCAAAACAGCUCCGCCUACUUUGGAGGAGACUGUGAGGGGCGGAAGCCUGGGGACGGGGCGCCCGUCAUCGUGCAGUGCCUGGAGGAGGGUUUGGAAAAGUUGUGCUCUGGCUCGGCCUCAGCCGAGACAACCAGGCCACGGCGACGAAAGUAUUAGAUGCAGAAGAUGCAGAUCCUUGUAAUCAUUAGCUGUGAGCUGCACCACCCAUCAUAAGACCCCACUCACACACACACACACACACACACACACACACACACACACACACACACACACACACACACAGGAACACAAGUGCUUGCUGCUCGAUUUUCAGAUUCAAUAGUUUAUAUAGCCAAUUAGUUGUGGAACUGAUAUAAAGAAAAAUAUAGAUUUUCAUGGUGCAAGCCUAGUGAGAGAAAAUACUCUCUUAAUAGGCUCUUUCAUCUGUGUACACUUGUUGGCUCCCGUAAUACUGCAGGCUGAGUAACGUAAUAGUACAAGCUGAGGUAAAUACAUGAGUAUAAGAUAAUAGUUAACUUGCAUGUUAUAUGGUGAAACAAGCUCUAGAUAUAUCUCUGAAUUAAUUGAUGAUAGGCCUAUAAGUUUUUUAUAUUCAUUUGCAAAUGACAGUGACAUUAGGACUAAAUAUUUUGUAUAGGUUUACUAAGACAAUGUAUGAUCUGGGUGUAUAUAAAGCACUUUGGCUGGACAAAAUAUUACAUAUAAGUUAUCAAAUCAAAAUAGAACGUCACAUUUGUACCAAGAAGUACCAAAUGCAGAUGGUAAUUGGUUGAAAGAAACUUUUAAGUUAAGGACUUGUGAUAUUAUAGGCAGAGACUGUCCGAAGAAACUUAUAACAGGCCAGCAUGUCUUAAUUAUAGGAUGGUGACAAUGGAAGGAAAAUUACAGAAGUAUUUAUCUGUUCUCCUUAAACAACACUCACGUGCCGUAAGUGUGUUCAAGUGUGCAAAUCAUCAGCUGCCAUUGUAAGUGGUAGUGAAGGAAUGCAAGUGUACAAAAGUGGAUCUGUUCUUUAUGUGAUUUUAAUGUUUUUUUAAUGUUUUUUUUUUUUUUUUUUUUUUUUUAUGUAGGAAGGACACUAGCCAAGGGCAACAAAAUUCUAAUAAAAAAAAAUGCCCACUGAAAUGCCAGUCCCACAAAAGGGUCGAAGCAGUGGUCAAAAAUUGAUGGACAAGUGUCUUGAAACCUCCCUCUUGGAGGAAUUCAAGUCAAAGGAGGGUGGAAAUAUAGAAGCAGGCAGGGAGUUCCAGAGUUUACCAGAGAAAGGGAUGAAUGAUUGAGAAUACUGGUUAACUCUUGCGUUAGAGAGGUGGACAGAAUAGGGGUGAGAGAAAGAAGAAAGUCUUGUGCAGCGAGGCCGCGGAAGGAGGGGAGGCAUGCAGUUAGCAAGAUCAGAAGAGCAGUUAGCAUGAAAACAGCGGUAGAAGACAGCUAGAUAUGCAACAUUGCGGCGGUGAGAGAGAGGCUGAAGACAGUCAGUUAGAGGAGAGGAGUUGAUGAGACGAAAAGCUUUUGAUUCCACCCUGUCUAGAAGAGCAGUAUGAGUGGAAUUAUAAGUAAAGGACAGACCGAGGAUGUUCAGUGUAGAAGAGGGGGACAGUUGAGUGUCAUUGAAGAAGAGGGGAUAGUUGUCUGGAAGGUUGUGUCGAGUUGAUAGAUGGAGGAAUUGAGUUUUUGAGGCAUUGAACAAUACCAAGUUUGCUCUGCCCCAAUCAGAAAUUUUAGAAAGAUCAGAAGUCAGGCGUUCUGUGGCUUCCCUGCGUGAUAUGUUUACC
This is a messenger RNA of Scylla paramamosain (green mud crab), 6354 nucleotides long. Its product is annotated as ankyrin-1-like. Bases 440 to 4735 code for a protein of 1431 amino acids. The transcript has 12 exons. Gene Ontology annotation, molecular function: protein binding. NCBI's taxonomy places the organism in Eukaryota, Metazoa, Arthropoda, Malacostraca, Decapoda, Portunidae. The record is from RefSeq and is a predicted model, not a curated record.